AUGUUUGAGUUCAUGGUUGAGCGGUCAGACAAGAAAGAAUAUGUUGUGAAGUGUUCACAGGAAGGAUGUAGUUGGAUAUGCAGAUCAUCGAAAUGGGACAAAACGGAUCUAUUUAAGAUUCGAAAGAUUGGUAGUCACACAUGUGCAUCAAAUGUAGUGUCGGGGUCACAUAGACAAGUCACAACUGCAGUUGUUUCAUCUAGAAUCAAGUAUAAGUACACAUCGUCCAGCACCAUAUACACACCAAAGGAUAUAUGCAGUGAAAUGUUGUAUACUUUUGGAGUUUAUUUGAACUACACGAAAGCUUGGGGAUGCCGUGAACAAACCUUGAAGAUGAUUAGGGGUGAUCCAACCGAAUCAUUCAGUAGGAUACCAAGUUUCUUCUACAUGCUCCAACAAAAGAAUCCAGGUACGGUCACAUAUCUAGAGAUUGAUAGUCACAACAGGUUCAAGUAUUGUUUUAUGGCACUCGGUGCUUCAAUACGUGGGUGGCCACAUUGUAGGCCUGUAAUUGUAGUCGACGGUACAUACUUAAAUGGUCAUUACGGGGGCACACUCUUCAUAGCAUGUACACAGGACGCAAACAAUAGCAUAUUUGUUCUUGCUUUUGGUGUUGGGGAUAAUGAGAACGAUAAAUCUUAG
Messenger RNA from Olea europaea var. sylvestris, 642 nucleotides. RefSeq lists its product as uncharacterized. The transcript has a single exon. The record is from RefSeq and is a predicted model, not a curated record. The coding region runs from base 1 to 642 and encodes 213 amino acids. NCBI's taxonomy places the organism in Eukaryota, Viridiplantae, Streptophyta, Magnoliopsida, Lamiales, Oleaceae.